CUUAACGAUAAAUAAUCAAACAAAGUCUCUGACCAAUAAAGUAACUUCAGGAUAGGACAUGCAACAAAGAUCUCGAAAAAAAAAAACAGGCAUGGUGAAACGCACCUCAAGAAGCAAAAAGAUAUAUAACGCACUUUUUUUUGGAAAUUAACGCGAUGAUGAAUAUUACGGCCAACAGAGAGAAUAAGACAACAGCUCAAUCGACAGUUUUUCAUGACCAGACGACUCGCGAAAUCAUCGCCAUCGUAAAUUUUCCGUUGCUGUUUGCAUCUAUUGUGGGAAAUGCUUUGGUGCUGGUAGCCAUGAAAAAGAUUACUUCCCUUCAACCAAACCCAUUGACUCUUGUCUGUAGUCUGGCUGUCUCAGAUCUACUGGUUGGUUUUGUCGCACAACCGUUUUUCAUCGGCGGUAUAUUAACAAGAAAUAAUUUUCUACAAAAACUCCCAGGAGUGGUAAUAGGCUCGGCAUGCUCGGUGACGCUUUGUACGAUAACUGCAAUAAGUGUGGAUCGACUUAUGGCUAUCCGUUAUCACAUGAGAUAUGGUUCUUUAUUUACCAAAUCUCGAGUCAGAUAUACUGUGUUAACGAUAUGGUUGGUUAACCUACUCCUCUCUGCCUCUUAUCUCUGGAUAGAACACAUAUAUAAAUUUAUCAUGGGUAUUGCGACUGUAAUCUGUUUAACAAUUUCAGCAUUCUGCUAUAUUUUGAUAUACAGAGUGGUCCGCCUGCAUCAAUCCCAGAUUCUAGCUCAACAAGUAGCAGUUCACACUUCUUCUUCUCAAAGAGACGGUACAGAGAUGAGACGUCUGCGUAGAAGUGCGAUAAAUACUUUUAUGUUUUUCAUAUUUUUGAUCAUUUGUUAUUCUCCAAUGUAUGUAAUACUUUUUCUCUAUGGAUUGUUUAUCAUAGACUGGAAAAUAGAAUUCAACUUUUAUACUACUUUAAUGUUCAUGAAUUCUUCGAUCAAUCCAUUCUUGUAUUGCUGGCGAGUAAGUGAAUUACGAAGGGAAGUCGUAAACACUUUAAGACGAAUGUUUUGCAAACAGACAGUGGAAAGCUAGAACUUUAAAGAUGAGACCCUAUCCAGCGUCUUCAUGCGACGAUGCGAACUGAUUCGUUUAUGGAGAUCCCGCUUAGGAUGGCUCGCCUCUCUCGAUGUAAACUCGGAAUACAGGUUAUAUUAUGCAAUGUUGUCUUUCUUACCGAGCGAAAACGUUUCAAUUCCACAGAAUAAAUAAAAUAUGUAGAUAUUUAUAUGACUCGACUUUAAUGGAUUUAACCCGGCGGUUUAGGAUAAUGAGCCAAUAAUUGCGUCUCGAAAUGUUCGGAAAGAAACAUAUCUUCGGGGCGGAUCGUUGAGCAAGAAUAGGCCUCACAUUUUGUCUGUAAAUCUUUUUGCCUUGUAAAUUGUACUUUUAGCUUGUGUAAUUAUUUCUUCCUUAAACCUUUUUUGACAAGUCAUUUGACUGAAAUAUUUCGACGCAUUCACUACCCGUCAACACAAAUUGUGCUUCUUUUAAAUUUUCUAUCUUUUCUUGACCCCAACUGAAGAAUUCAGAGAACGAUGAAUUUAAAUAAAAUAAAAAAAAAUUGGUGUUUAAGUAAUUAUAAAGGGAUUCUCGGUUUUUGCGUUUUGGCUACUUCUUUUUUUAGAUCGGUUUUUCGGCUUUUGUGCCAAAGAAACUUCGGUUUUGGUGUUCAUUGCGGUUUUCGGAUUUUCCAUCUUUUAGCAUUUCAUAAAUGGGAAUUAUGUGAA
Stylophora pistillata is the source of this 1756-nucleotide messenger RNA. Its product is annotated as melanocyte-stimulating hormone receptor. The record is from RefSeq and is a predicted model, not a curated record. Gene Ontology annotation, biological process: G protein-coupled receptor signaling pathway. Gene Ontology annotation, cellular component: plasma membrane. Gene Ontology annotation, molecular function: G protein-coupled receptor activity. Lineage: Eukaryota; Metazoa; Cnidaria; Anthozoa; Scleractinia; Pocilloporidae.